Messenger RNA from Colletotrichum navitas, 1862 nucleotides. RefSeq lists its product as uncharacterized. The record is from RefSeq and is a predicted model, not a curated record. The transcript has a single exon. NCBI's taxonomy places the organism in Eukaryota, Fungi, Ascomycota, Sordariomycetes, Glomerellales, Glomerellaceae. The coding region runs from base 114 to 1577 and encodes 487 amino acids.
CCUUGAGAAACCCCCGGGCCUUUCAUCCUUCGUCCUUCCCCGACACUCCGAGGUUUGCCCAUUCCCUCCAACUUCGCCCUUUUCCACCAUUUGUAAUAUCUCAAGCAUGUUCAAUGGCGUUUUGGGUGGUUGGCGGGGAGGCAAGCCCAUUGUCCCAGUGCAACGGCCAGGCCUUCAGUCCCGAUCUCUACGUUGUGGGUGGCAAAAGGAGGAUUGGUCACACUGAUGAGGAUGCUUUUUACGACGACCAUCCGUACGCAUACGACGAGACGCCUCCGCACAAGAGAACCCGGAUAUCGCAUCUUGCCCCAGGUGCACACCGCAACUGUUCCCCGAGGGGUUCGGUGCCUGUCCAGAACCUGUCUUUUCUGGUCAUUCGAGAGCAAGCGUCGCCGUCACCCGACCCAGCCGACGCCGAUGUCAGCUCAUCGCAAAUGGAGCGAACCGCCUCCGGCCUCUCCAUUUCCUCGGACACAAACAUUUACAGCGCCCAAAACGACGACGACUUGACGCUUCUGGACGACGACGCCGCGGCGAGACUGGUCGAAGACCGACUGCACCUAGGCCGGCGACGUACGAAGGACACCCAGCAUGAGAGAAUCCUGCGGUCCCUCAUCCGCCCACGAUCCCGGGAUGCCGAAUUCUCCAUUGAUAAUGCUGCUUUGGAGAGCAUUUUCUCUGCCGCGAACGAAAUCUUCUUCCACAACAGCUUAUCGCAACGCGUCACAUGGGACUGGUCCCAUGCAUCCAGCGCCCAGUACAAGGAUCACAUCAUCGGCACUACGGCUCUUCGACGUUCUAAAAUGGGAGGCUUUGAGACCCUCAUCGUUCUAUCUAACCCAAUUCUCAAGAACAAACAGUACAACCGACGGCUGCUCAUUUCUACGUUUUUGCACGAGCUCAUCCACAGCUAUCUCUUUAUCAAAUGCGGUGUCAAAGCUCGCGAAUGCGGAGGCCACACGGCGGGUUUUCGAAGGAUCGCCGAACUCAUCGAUCUCUGGGCAGGUUCGGAUAACCUGCACCUCCGAGACAUGGAAGCCGACCUGGACCACUUUCGGGAAGAUCAAGAGUACUUCCCAGUUGACGACACGAAUUCCAUGAACACAACAUUCAGGGCCGUGUUUCCCGAGGUCCAUGAAAAUCUUAGCCCUCACCAUCAUACACAUUACGAACGCCAAUAUCACGAGCGAUCCCGAUAUCAAUCCCAGGAACGAUGGGACUAUUGCAUCAACGACCACCGCGAAUACUUCCCGGCCAGUCGGGCCAGCAGUCCCACCUCCCCAAUUCCCACGACAACUGAGGAGGACUCGGAAGAUGUGGAUCCUUUAGAAGAAGGCGAGAUACGCGAGCGACGUGGCCGACGCUUAUGCCCGGACGACUACGUGCCCAGCAGGCAUUCGUCGAACCACCGCGAACGACAUUAUGAGUCACACGACAGGCCUAUUUCAUAUGACGGGCGAUGGGCCUGUCCCGACGACCGGAGAGGGAUCGUUGUACUGGGUUACGGCAAUACUCCAAAAUCGGUCGCCUCACCAUACGUUGGGGGAUGUCGAGAUGCAUCUCCGACAUGUGUAUAGGGCAUUAUCCACACCACUUUUUCCUUCUCUUUUGUCUGGGGCUCACAAGAAGGCGGUUGGAUUGGUUUCAAAAGCAUCUUAAGCAUGGCGACGGAGUUAUUCCAUAUACUACUGCGGGCGUCUCUACCACCAUCGGGGGUUUUCUGGUGCAUUAUUAUGGGCUGGCGGACGGAAUAUCAUACCAGGCUAUCAUCUUGUAAUCCCGUUCGUCUUCUACCUCGUCAUUAACUAGACCUUUCAUCUACGGGCCCGUCUUCCAGACAGGCAGCCACACCACCCUUCCAU